Messenger RNA from Spirodela intermedia, 739 nucleotides. The record is from the annotation of a GenBank genome assembly. Lineage: Eukaryota; Viridiplantae; Streptophyta; Magnoliopsida; Alismatales; Araceae.
AUGCGCGCUCUUCGUGCUUGCAGAUCAAGGAAGGGAGGUGGUGGCAAGGGGAAGAAGGGACAGAAGAGGCAGCGAGAGCCGAGGUUCGCGUUCAUGACGAAGAGCGACAUCGAGCACCUCGACGACGGCUACCGCUGGCGCAAGUAUGGCCAGAAGCCGGUCAAGGACAGCCCUUUCCCAAGGUCAAGGAUAGCCCUUCUUCUUCUUCUUCUUCUUCUUCUUCUUCUUCUUCUUCUGCUUGAAUUGGAGGAAUUAAGCUAGCGGAUGAUGAGAGAUAUGGUACCAGUGUGGUUGGUGGUUUGACGGUGAUUCUGGUUUGCAUGGGUGCAGGAGCUACUACCGCUGCACCACCGUCAGUUGCGGGGUAAAGAAGAGGGUGGAGAGGUCGUCGGCGGACCCGACCAUCGUCGUGACCACCUACGAGGGGCAGCACAACCACUCUAGCCCCGCAGGCCACCACCACGGCGCCAGGCUCCACCACGGUAAGCCCCUCGCUGCCUUUGGAGAGUCGCCGCCAACGCCGCAGCACUACAACUCCGCCUACUCCCUCCCACUUCAGCGACUGGGUUCCCUCCAGCAGCCGUCGCCGUCGCCGCCACCGGCGCCAUAUCCUCCUUUCAAUGCCGCUGGCGGGAGGGUCCCUCGGGAAGAGCUCUUCCCUGGUUCUUCGUCCAGGGACCAGGGCCUUCUCCAGGAUCUCCUUCCGCAGAAUUUUGUUAGGAUGAGCAGGGAGAGGUGA